Molecule: messenger RNA, 2245 nt
Organism: Drosophila takahashii
Lineage: Eukaryota; Metazoa; Arthropoda; Insecta; Diptera; Drosophilidae
Source: RefSeq, a predicted model, not a curated record
UGUAAAGCGGAUAAGUCGCUUCCGAGCGGUUAAUAAUAUUUGUACCGCAACACAAAAUCAGUGGAAUAUAAAUGCAACGUAAUGAUGUGAAAUUCGAUAUACAAACAAAAACCAACAGCAGCAGAAUCAAUUCAACUUAAAUAUUAUUGCGCACAGAAAAUCAGUUUAGUAAUUGAAAACCUUGCCAUUUUACUGUCGGCUGGAAACAGUUAUCGCUUUAAAUGUGAUAUAAAUUUAAAAAAAAACUAAUAUACCCCAAAACCUGAGGUAUACGGUUAGAAGUCUAAUCUGGAACAAAUUUGCAUAACAAAAUCAGAUUGAAUAGCCAAUUUGCCAUGCAAAUAUUGGAAAAGUAAUCUAUUGAUAAGCUGCCGUUGGCGGUUAAAUUUUGAAUUUGGAAAGCUAAGCGGCAAAUAAAAUUCGCGAGAGCAUAAAAGCUUUGGAAACAGCCCCUGAAAUCAGAGGAAACAACAUAUUUAACAGCGCGGGAGAGAAGGCGAGUGCGCAGAGUAAAAAUGAGCGCCACAGAGGCACACACCGGAAAUGCCAGACGAAACAGUCGGACUAGCGAAAACAGUGGGAACAGCGCUUCCGGAGAUGUUGACGAGCAGCGGGAAGAGGGCGGCGCUAGGCGCACCUUCUGGCAGUGGGCGUGGCAUGUGGUCAAAUCGAUUUCCGUGGAGCCCACAAUGUUCCUGUACAUGUUCGCCUUCAUGAUCACCUCGGUGGUGGAGCAGAACUUCUUCCUGUACAAGUCCUGCAGGGUGAACAAGAACUUUACCGAGGAGAUCUGCCGGAAUCUCAACAAGCCGGAGAACAAGGAGUUCAAGGACGAAGCGCUGUUGACCAACGCCUGGUUCCUUCAGUGGGAGAACAUCUCCGCCCACGUUUUCCCCAUUAUUUUGGCCCUUUUCCUGGGCUCAUUCUCCGAUCGUCGGGGCCGUAAGUUACCCCUGCUCAUGGGACUGGUGGGCAAGUUCAUCUACUCCUCGAUGAUCGUGGUCAAUGCCAGGAUGCCGACGUGGCCGGUGCAGAACAUCAUUUACUCGGCCACCUUGCCUUCGGCCUUGACCGGUGCGGAUGUGGCCAUUUUCGCCUCCUGCUUCGCCUACAUCUCGGACAUUUCCACGCUGCAGCAGCGCACCAUCCGGGUGACCAUUCUGGACGUGAUCUACCUCAGUGCCAUGCCCCUGGGCGUGGCCCUGGGAUCCCAUCUCUUCUACAAUGUCUUCGAUCAGUCCUACGCGGACAUGUUCACCGUGAACGCCUCGCUGCUCUUCCUGGCCAUCAUCUACUCUCUGUGCGCCCUGAAGUGGCAAACGACGCCCAGACAGCGUUCGUUGAGGGAGCUCGGAUGCUGUGGUUUCUGGGGCGACUUUUUCGACAAGCAGCACGUGAAGGACUCGUUGGCGGUUCUGGUAAAAUCGCGAAGGGGCCACAGGCGCAGCUUCCUCAUCAUCCUGCUAAUCAGCAUGGCCCUGUACACCUUCCAGCGGGACGAGGGCCAGUACCUGUACAUGUACACCCUGGACAAGUUCGACUGGGAUGUGAGUGCGUACAGCAACUUCAAGACCUUCAAGUCGUCAGCCUACGUGAUUGCCAUGCUGGUGGCUGUGCCGCUGAUGAAUAAGGUCCUCGGUUGGAGGGAUACGACCAUCGUCUUUAUUGGCACCUGGGCCCAUUCGAUAGCCCGAUUGUUCUUCUAUUUUGCCACCAAUACGGAUUUACUAUAUGCCGGAGCCGUGGUCUGUAGCUUGGGUCCCAUUGUGGGACCCAUGAUCCGGGCCAUGACCUCGAAAAUUGUGCCCAUAUCGGAGCGUGGAAAAGUGUUUGCCCUGCUCUCCGUUUGCGAUAAUGCGGUGCCCUUUAUCAGUGGAGUGUGCUAUUCGCAACUCUAUCGGGGCACCAAAAAAACCAAUUACGGCGGCAAUGUCUUUAUGCUAACUAUUGCCACUCAGAUAGCCGUCUUUGUGAUGAUACUUUGCAUUCACAUUGUGUUGGGCAAGAACUCACUGGCCGUUCCAGAAGUUCCCGAGAAGGAGAGUGGACUUAUUGGUCCAAAGGAGGCCGUCUUGGUGGCGCCAACUGAAGAGGACAAAAGUUAGCCAGGCUUUUGCAUAUUACAUUUUAUGAUUCCUAUAAAAAAAAAGACAUGAAUCCAUUGAAGGCAGCUAUUGCAUUGAAAAUGUGGCCAUUGGAUAUCAAUCCCAUUAACUUAUCAUUAAUAAAAAAAUAUAUAUUUUCA